Pistacia vera is the source of this 174-nucleotide messenger RNA. NCBI's taxonomy places the organism in Eukaryota, Viridiplantae, Streptophyta, Magnoliopsida, Sapindales, Anacardiaceae. The record is from the annotation of a RefSeq genome assembly.
AUGGCAGUUCCAAAAAAGCGUACUUCUAUAUUUAAAAAGCGUAUUCGUAAAAAUAGGUGGAAAAGGGGGGGAUAUUGGGCAGCGUUGAAAGCUUUUUCGUUAGCGAAAUCCCUUUCCACGGGGAAUUCACAAAGUUUUUUUGUACGACAAAUAACUAAUAAAACGUCGGAAUAA